AUGGCUAGUCAAGCCAGCGUAGCAAGCAGCCAACCCGAUCCACGACAGUUGAGACUUAUUGCCGCUGCAGCUCAAGCCAACGAAGCCAGACUCCGCGAUAUCUUGGCCGAAGACCCUUGGACAUCUAGUAACGAUCAAGACGCGCUUCGCCAAUCCCUUCAGAAAGCUGCAGCUCGCGGCAAGCUCUCCAUCAUCCAGCUUUUGCUCGAGUACGGUGCCGAGGUAAACUCAAAGCGAGAGAAUGAGAUUCCUGCUUUAGUAAAGGCUGCCGAAGGAGGACAUGCGGAUAUAGUGGCUGAGUUGCUGAAGCACAAUGCCGACCCGAAUGGGCGUAAUCGCAAUGCGCAGACCGCUCUAUUUAGCGCCUGCUUGAAGGGUUUUAAUAAGGUAGUCGAGACUCUAUUAGAAGGGCGUGCGAAUGUUGAAGCCCAAGAUAAGGAAGGGCGAAGUCCCUUAUUAUUCUUAGCUUCGGAAAAGCCUGGGAAGGGAAAAUGGACAAUUGACACCUUGAAGCUACUCCUGAAUAAUGGGGCGAACCUCGAGGUGAAGGAUCAGAUUGGUCGAACGCCGCUAUUGUGGGCUGCAACUAACGGCAAUGUUGAACUUGCUCAUAUCUUGUUAGAAAUGGGCGCCGACAUCGCGGCUACGAACAACCGUGGGCGAACUGCCUUACAUCUUGCUGCCGAAAGUCACCACAAGGAGCAGCACCAGGAUAUGGUUAAGUUACUCCUUAAUUAUGGAGCUACUCCUCGUGCUGUUAGUGACGGUGGUUGGACGCCCCUUCAUAACGCUGCGCAGAGCGGGUAUGCACCUGUUGUUACCUUGCUCUUAGAAGCUAAUGCUGAUAUAAACGCUGAGCUCUCCAAUGGGAUGACACCUUUACACUGGGCUGCUUUUAACGGCUUUGAGGAGAUUGUGCAGCUCUUAUUAACUCGGCCGGAUGUUGAUCUAUCUAUCAAAGAUAGCUUCAACCGGACAGCCAUGCUUUGUGCCGCUGAGAAAAACCACCCCGAGAUUGUUCAGCUGCUCUCGCCUGCGCGAGCUGCCGACCGCCUAUCUCCUAUCGCGCGUCGGGCAUGCCAAGCUUUCGAAGCCACUGUCGUAGACUUCGGCCAGUUCGAAAAGAAACAACUCGUAUCUAAAUAUUCCGUAUACGAUCUCCUAUACGGAUGGGAUUCCGAGAACGACAAACCAAAGAUUCCUACGUUAACAAAGAAUAUCAAGUAUAAGCCAGAUUUUAGAUGGAUCCAUCUUCCUGCGAAUAAUAUUGAUUGGGUUGAGGUACUUGAUUUCUCCCUUAUGUGGUAUUUUAAUCGGCUCACGCUUCAGCAGACACUUCUUGCCAAGUCCUUUAUUGAGGCAGGACAUCGAGACAUUGAAGCGUUUAAAGCGCUGGAGAAAUGCUUCGACCAAGAGCAUCGCGGGGAACUUCCACAUGCCCACUUUAUGAGGACGAACUCGCAUCGUAUUACCGCGCAUCGGGUUGGUUUCCAAGAUAAAAGGGAGGAUAAAUCAACCCUUGCCCCCUUAUCUGAGGAACCGUCGGAGGUUAGUACGAGAUCGAGUCAGAGCGGAGACUCAAGCCCUAAGCAAAAUGACUAUUUUGAGGAUGAUAUGCCUUCUAAAAAGAAAGGCAAGUCUGAGCAGAUCAUGGAGCGGCAUCCUAAGAAACAUAAACGGGCUAAAGGAGCCCCGGGUAAUCCAUCGCAUCGACAAGAUAGUACCACGAGUAACUUGAGCAGCAAGUCCCAAGUUCCACUGGCCUGGGGUACACCAGGAUUUGCCCCCUCGAACGGAAAAAUCGUCUUAUUCAUGCCAUUCCUACAUUACGAGACAGAUGAGCGGCGGCAGAAAAUGAGCAAUGCUAUCAAAAACGCCCAUGAAAAGCGACGGCUCGUCGAUACCUCCCGAGAUUCACUCAUCAUAAAUGCAUAUCUGCAUAACAACCCGCCUCUCCACCCGCGGCGAACCCUCGACCAGUUCUUUUACCACGGUAUCGACACGUCAGCGAGAGACACGGAUCAAGUGGUUUAUCGGUAUUGUAAAAGGUACUUGUUAGAGCCUAAGGUAUUUAUGGUUGACCAGCUGUGGCUCUGGGUUAUUGGAAAGGAUGAUUUGGCAAUGCUUAUAACCAGUCGUUGUUCCGGGACAUUUGACCGGCACCGGCUCGACGAUCAGGACUUUCAGUUUUUGGACAUGUUUGAGAAUUCUAUCGGUGUCGUCACAGAUCGGGAAAGCCAGCUGUUUAGCCGCUUUAAUCGGGCCUCAGCGCAAUCGGCACGGUGGCUUCAAUACCAUCGUCGUCAGCGUAGUAUUGGCAGGCCGGCUCGUCUGUCUUCGUUUGGUACGUCGGAUCCGUACGAAGGGAACAGUGCAGACCAGUUCCCGGACGCGCUGCUCGAUAUCGGUGUAGAGACGUCGCUUUUGGCCGAAAUUAAGGACAUUCGUGACGAGCUGAGCAUCAUCGCCGUGCUCUUGGAUUCGCAGGUAGCCGCGCUCGCCGACUUCGAGGACCAGGUAACGGAGGAGUUGCGCAGCGAGGGUCCCAACCGUCGCGCCACCGACAAUGUCGUCGCUGAGAUUCGCAAGCGUAGCCGGGAACAGCUGCGGGGUCUCGAGGUACGGCAGAAGGACGUCUGGCGUAUGGACCAGCAGGCCGCCUCGCUCUACGACAACCUCACCGACCUGCUAGACCUCAAGCAGAAGCACUCGAACGCACUCGAGGCCAGAUUUGCGGGCGAUCAAGCUGUCAUCGCAGCAAGGCAGGGUCAGACUAUAAUGGUAUUUACGAUCGUCACCAUCAUUUUCCUGCCCAUGAGUUUCAUCGCCGCAUUCUUCGCCAUCAACCUCCAGGAAUGGCAAGAAGGCACCGCGCUGACGAUCCCGUACGUGAGCAAGUACAUGUUUGGGAUCGGCCUAGGCGUCAGCGUGCCGCUAAUUGCCAUGGCGUUUACGGUCACAGAUAUCUCGGACGCAGCGAAGGAUAUCUUCGGCGCAGGGAAGAGAUGGCUAAGCAAGAGGAAGAGGCGGCUUUUAAUAGGAGAGGAGAAACGCGAUGAGGAUGUGGUCCCGGAACAGGAGACGUAUGUCCCGCCGACAAGUUCGAUAUCGCUAUCGCAUCGCGAGCGUGGUGGACUAGGUAGGGAAAUACAGACGGAUGGACUGUCUGCAAGGACAAGGCCGAGACAUAGUCGCGAGCGUAGCGAUGAAUACGGAUACUACGCGGCAGCGAGAUUAUCUCCCUCAUCGGGACGGCGUGGAUCCGGCGCCCCGCGCAAGGUUAGCUUCGGCGACGCGAAUGGAAACGGUCAUGCGACGGGAGCUCCGUGGACACGGCCUAGUCUUGAUCGUAGCCGUGGGAGAUUAAGCGAGGAUUUGGAGAAGGGGCGGUAUGCGUAUGGAUGA
Messenger RNA from Daldinia childiae, 3405 nucleotides. Its product is annotated as Ankyrin repeat domain-containing protein 50. Gene Ontology annotation, biological process: transmembrane transport; metal ion transport. Gene Ontology annotation, cellular component: membrane. Gene Ontology annotation, molecular function: metal ion transmembrane transporter activity; protein binding. The transcript has 4 exons. Lineage: Eukaryota; Fungi; Ascomycota; Sordariomycetes; Xylariales; Hypoxylaceae. Bases 1 to 3405 code for a protein of 1134 amino acids. The record is from RefSeq and is a predicted model, not a curated record.